Molecule: messenger RNA, 408 nt
Organism: Striga asiatica
Lineage: Eukaryota; Viridiplantae; Streptophyta; Magnoliopsida; Lamiales; Orobanchaceae
Source: the annotation of a GenBank genome assembly
AUGCCAGCAAACAGCAAAAAAACCAUAACAUUCCUUUCAUUCUUCAAAAUUUCAUCAAGGGUGAAGAGAACGCCACCAACGAUUAAUCUGAACGGUUUGUGCGAGCCGCCGCUUAUUCGGUGUGGGGAAUCAAGAGGGAACGCGACGAAGUACCUAUCGAGGUCGGAAGUCGCCAGGAUCGUGGUGCCGAUCAUCUUCACGUCAAACUUCUCGAUGCUCAGAAUUCAUUGGAGGAACGUGGCAGUUUCUUGCUCUGGAAAUGGCGCCGUGAAGAAAAACGGAGAAGAUGGGGAAUGGGUAUAUGAAGAAGGGAUUGUGAAGAGUAAUGGAGGUUACUUAGCCUCAUCGGUGCACGACCGGAGUUUUUCUUUCAACACGCACCAAAAUUCCAGUCUUGAACACGCAUAA